Molecule: messenger RNA, 627 nt
Organism: Colletotrichum godetiae
Lineage: Eukaryota; Fungi; Ascomycota; Sordariomycetes; Glomerellales; Glomerellaceae
Exons: 1
Coding region: 1-627 (208 amino acids)
Source: RefSeq, a predicted model, not a curated record
AUGAUGCUACGGUUUGCAAGCUAUGCCGGUCUCUUCUCCGUCUUUAUACAGACAUGCAUCGCACUGAAAAAUAGCAUCGUCUCCAUUCCAUAUGAGUUGAAAUAUUUACUUCCUCCACCGUUCCACGGCAGCCUGUUCCACAGCUUUGUCAAUGGCACCAACACAUCGGAUGCGUCGACCAACGAGAUCCUUCAAUUUGCAACCAAAACACCUUUCAUCUCAUAUGAUGACGAGUUCCUAGCACUCCUCGGUCAGAAUCCAGUCAUUGAACUGGUCGAGGAGGGCCCCGGCAACUUCGCAGGAGAAGCCGGAGUAUGGGUUAGCGACCGCAAUGAAGUCUGGUACACGAUUUGGAUUAAUGACGGGCCGACUCACGUGGAGAUUCUUGACCUAAACCCCAAAACCAUCAGGAACCUGACUUCUCCGAAGCCAUUGGAAAAUCCCAACGGAGGAUUCAAUCACCAAAGUUGCAUGUACUUCACUUGUCUGCGAAACGACACUCGGGAUUGGCCUGGCGGUGUCGUAUCUGUCGACCCUGAGACAGGCCACGUCGAGACUGUGCUCAACUCGUAUUUUAAUCUCAAGUUUAACAGCAUCCACGAUGUGGCUUGGGUCACGCAGCCGUGA